UUGAAUAAUGCCAUGGAGUUCCUGGUGCUUUGAGGGUUCUCGUGCUGUUUGCUGUUGCUUUAUUCCUCGUCUGAAGGUGUGUGUGCUGUGAUGUGAAGCCGAUCGGUUCGUCUCACUUCACACUGCUGGAUUCGGAUGAGUGUGUGUUGGACUCUGUGCUUUAUCUGAAGAAACACACACACACUGACUGAAGUCCCGGUCCGAGGCUGCAGUCAUGUUCUGGAAGUUUGACCUGCACACGGCGUCUCAGGUGGAGAAGCUGCUGGAGAGGGACGACGUGACGCUGACGGAGCUGCUGGACGAAGACGAUGUGCUUCAGGAGUGUAAAGCUCAGAACCAGCGCCUCCUCGUCUUCCUCACGCGGGACAGCAGCUUGCAGGAGCUCAUCAGCCUGAUCACACACGAGCCCCCUAGUGACCGCGAGGAGAAACUGCGCUACAGGUACGCCAACACCGCGUGUGAGCUGCUCACGUGUGACGUAUCGGUCAUUAACGAUAAAGUGGGCGGAGACGACUCGCUCCUGAACACACUGUACAGCUUCCUUGAGCGAGAUCCGCCCCUGAACCCGCUCCUCGCCUCCUUCUUCAGCAAAACCUUCGGCACUUUGAUCAACAGGAAGCCUGAGCAGACGGUCAGUUUUCUGCGGAAGAAGGAGGGGUUUAUAGGGCUGGUGUUGAAGCACAUGGACGCGUCGGCCAUGAUGGACCUCCUGCUUCGUCUCAUCAGCUGUGUGGAACCGGUUCAGCUCCGGCACGACGUCCUCACCUGGCUGAAUGAAGAGAAGAUUAUUCAGAGACUGAUCGAGUUAAUUCAGCCUCAUGUUGAUAACGAGAGACAGUCGAAUGCGUCUCAGGCUCUGUGUGACAUCAUCCGCAUGGGACGCGAUCAGCCUGGACUGCAGGAGCUGUCAGAGCCCGACCCCCUGCUCACCACGCUGGAGCUACAGCAGAGUGUGGAAUCUCUAUUAAAGAACAUGUUUGAGGGAGAGAGAAGUGAAGCCUGUAUCGUUAACGGGACUCAAGUUCUUCUUGCUUUAUUAGAGACUCGCAAAUCAGGGGUGGAGCUGAUAGAUCCGGGAUCUCAGGCUCUGGAUCAGUUGUAUUCUGUAAACAACAGCAUCUUACUGGGCAUCGAGCCACAUCUCACUCUCUACCGCCACCUACUGCUCGAACCGCCUAAAAAGUGCAGCAUGCUGACGACUCUCGGCGUUCUGGAGGAACCCUUCGGGAACGCCCGACUCCACGCCUGCAGGCUGAUGGCCGCGCUGCUCCACACCCGCGCUCCCAGAAUGCACCGGGAGCUCUGCCGACUCGACAUGAUCAACCUGCUCCUGGAUCUCUUCUUCAAAUUCACCUGGAACAAUUUCCUCCAUGUCCAAGUGGAGCAGUGUGUCUCGGCUGUCCUCGGCCAGAACCGGACGGGUCCAGACGGGGCGGGGGAGGAGAGUCCGGAACCCAAACGACCCGAGAGCACGAGCGCGGACACGGAGAUGUUCUCACACCAGGAUCUGCUCUCGCAUUUGUUUCAGACCUGCAGGUUGGUACAGCGGAUUCUCGACGCUUGGGAGGAGAACGACAGAACACAGUCCGAGGGUGGUAUGAGGAGGGGCUACAUGGGGCAUCUGACCCGGAUAGCGAACGCGGUGGUGCAGAGUGUGGAAGGCGGCGCUGCGCAGGGUCACGUCACACAGCUAAUAAACGGUCUACCUGAGGAUUACAGAGGACGCUGGCAGAAAUUUGUUGAUGAAACUUUAGCGGAGACUAACAAGAGAAACGCAGUGGAUCUGGUCUUUUCUGAUUACCAGAUGCAGCAGAUGACGGCAAACUUUGUGGAUCAGUUUGGAUUUAAUGAUGAUGAGUUUGGAGAACACGACGAAGGCAUCAAUGCAGCGUUCAGUCGUAUGGGAGGAGUGAAGUGCACCCUGGUGGAUGAAGGCCCGAGCGCGGGAGCGUUUCAGGCCUGCACUAAGGGUAAAAUCCGUGCGUUUGAUGACGCCGAUGAGGAGGAGGACAUCUGGGAGGAUAAAGAAAUCAACUAUGCAGCACAAGUGAAGUCUAGAACCAGGUUCGGUGUGACUCCGGCUCUGAAGACCGAGGUGGAGGGCGGGGCUCUGAGGCGUCUGGGGUCACCUGACCUGGAGUGUUUUCCAGACGGCAAGCAGAGUCCGGACGGUAGCAGGAGUGAGGACGCGGACAAGGACAGCAGCCUUCCUCAGAGUCCUGGUUGGGUGGCGAGUUUUGAGGAUGAUUUUAACUUUAAGGCAGACUUUGCGGGCGUGGCUAUCGACAGCGGGUCAGGCGUGUGGGGCAGCACCACGGCUCCGCUGAACGACAGCGAGGAUAAGGGCUGGGCCACGUUCACCGACUUCCAGCCUUUCUGCUGCUCAGACUCCGGAGCGCGCUGCAGCUCUCCUGUCGACUCGGAGACCUCGGAUAAACAGGAUCAGGAAGACAGGGGCUCGGCGGCGUGUGUGUGGAACGUGUGUGGAGCGAGGAAAGCUCCUCUGGUGGCGUCGGACAGCAGCUCCAGCGGCUCAGAUAGUGAGGAUGAUGAGGAGAGGAGCGACGCAAGCGGAGACAAGGACAGCAUAACAGAGAAAACUGAGAAAGCCACCUUCAGCGGCGAUUCGGACACCAAGUCGCCAGACGUCGUAGCCGAACCACCUCCAGCGACGGAGCAGAAGACGGACUGAAGGGGAACACGGAAGGCGUUAAAGGUCUGACGAAAACGCUCGGAGUCUCCUCCUCCUUCUCCUCCUCCUCCAAAAGGUGUUUGUGACAUCAUCACUGCCCCGCCCACAACAAAACAAGCGUUGGUUUCCCCUGAGUGUGUUCACGUUAUAACCCAGGACUGAAAGGCAGCGUGUGAGUGAUUCUCCUCCGUGAGCAGCGGCGAGCCGGGCCGCGGCACCGAGGUGUAAUAAUGCGGAUUACUGCAGUUAUUAAUGUUUAUAAACACGAGUACAGCUGAAAUCUACAGUUAGCGUGGCUUCUUCUUACGGCUACAUACACUGGCUAUUUAUAACACACACACACACACACACAGCAUUAACUUACUGCUGGAGUCUCUACGACAGGCUUAUGACAUGUUCACAGUGGUGACAUUAGGGUUUAUGGUACACUGCGCUCCAAACUCCAAACGGACACUUUUUAUUCUUCUUUUGCAAGUUCUCAGCGCGUUCCUGAAGCUUUAAUGAGGUUCGUCUCUGAAUCGCCCACAUCGUUUCUGUUUGUCCAGCCGAGACGAAAGAACCGCAGAAGGGGACGAAAGAGCCGACUAAUGUAAAACUGAGGUUUACGUUUAAAAUCAAAUAAAAUUAAUCAUAAUGACAUCAUUAUUUAAAAAUAAAAAGUGUAAAUUUGGAGACAAACUAAACAAAGUAACUAAAUAAUAACUGAAUUACUGUAUUUAUACAUAUUGAAAAAUCUUUUUUUGUUUGUUUUACUUUAUUUUUUCAGUUCCUCUUUAUUAUUUUUUAAAUUUUCUUUUUACUUUUCAUAUUAAUUUUGCACUUAAGGUUAUUUUAAUGGCUGCGCUCACCAUUACAAUUAGGCUCUGAUGAUUUAAUUAAUAAGUAAAUAACUAAACAAAUUAAUUAAUAAUUUUCUUGUUCAAAAAUAUUCUUUUUUUUUUAUUAGUGAAUUAUUUUUAUAUUAUAAUUAUCAUGUAAGUUUUAUGGCUCUCUUUGUCCUCCAUAGGAAAUUCCUACACAGUCAUCUAAAGUAAAUUUCUCUCUAUAUAUAAACACCUGUUUCACAAAAGCCUUCAUGUUUUUUUUAUUUGUUUAAUAUUUUUAAAUAACUGAAUAUUUUCUCUAACUUAAAAAAAAACACAGAGCAAGAAUAAAAAUGUAACGUUAUAGUAAUAGUGUAGGGGUGCCAACAUUUAUGCACUGGACCAUAAUGCCCGGUG
Molecule: messenger RNA, 3912 nt
Organism: Clarias gariepinus (North African catfish)
Lineage: Eukaryota; Metazoa; Chordata; Actinopteri; Siluriformes; Clariidae
Gene: ppp6r2b
Product: protein phosphatase 6, regulatory subunit 2b
Exons: 23
Coding region: 215-2692 (825 amino acids)
Cellular component (GO): nucleus; cytosol
Molecular function (GO): protein phosphatase regulator activity; protein phosphatase binding
Source: RefSeq, a predicted model, not a curated record